Diceros bicornis minor is the source of this 2625-nucleotide messenger RNA. Its product is annotated as von Hippel-Lindau disease tumor suppressor-like. The record is from RefSeq and is a predicted model, not a curated record. The transcript has 4 exons. Lineage: Eukaryota; Metazoa; Chordata; Mammalia; Perissodactyla; Rhinocerotidae. Bases 3 to 491 code for a protein of 162 amino acids.
UAAUGCCCCUGAAGGCGGGGAACGUGGCAGAGGCCGAGGCGGGUGCCGAGGAGUACAGCCCUGAAGAGUACGGCCGGGAGGAGCCGGGCGCCGAGAGGGAGAUGGAGGCCGGGCGGCCGCGGCCGGUGCUGCGCUCGGUGAGCUCGCGCGAGCCGAGCCAGGUCAUCUUCUGCAACCGCAGUCCGCGCGUCGUGCUGCCCGUGUGGCUCAACUUCGACGGCGAGCCGCAGCCCUACCCGACGCUGCCGCCCGGCACGGGCCGCCGCAUCCACAGCUACCGAGGUGCUGAUUCCCAUUUUACGCACGAGGAACUGAGGCCCCAGAGAGGUGGUGGGAGAUCCAAGUUGACGCUGCUAGUCACCUUUGGCUCUUCCGAGAUGCGGGGACAUAUGAUGGGCUUCUGGUUAACCAAACUGAACUCUUUGUGCCAUCUCUCAAUGUUGAUGGACAGCCUAUUUUUGCCAGCAUCACACUGCCAGAACCAACCUUAACAGACACGUCACUGAAGAAGAGCUACGGAUGGUAGCUAAGCCUGUGAGAAGGUGCUGCGCAUCAUAUGGCAUCAGGGAAAUGCAAAUUAAAACAGCAGUGCGAUACCACUACAGACUAUUAGAAUGGCCAAAAUCUGGAACACUGACACCGAAUGCUGGUGAGGAUGCAGAGCCACAGGAGCCCCCGCUCACUGCUGGUGGGAAUGCAGAAUGGUCCAGCCGCUCUGGAAGACACUUCACUGGUUUCUUACAAAACUGAACAUACUCUUAUCGGGCAAUCUAGCAAUUGUGCUCCGUGGUAUUUACUCAAAGAAGUUGAAAACUUAGGUCCAGAAAUCUGCACAUGGAUAUUUAGAGCAGCUUUAUUCAUAAUUGCCAAAACUUGAAAGCAACCAAGAUAUCCUUCGGUAGGUGAAUGGAUAGAUAAACUGUGGUACAUCCAGACAGUGGAAUAUUAUUCAGUGCUAAAAAGAAAUGAGCUGUCAACCAUGAAAAGACAUGGAGGAAACUUAAAUGCAUAUCACUAAGUGAAAGAAACCAGUUUGAGAAGGCCACACACUGUAUGAUUCCAACCAUACGACGUUAUGGAAAAGGCACAACUGUGGGGUAAAAAGAUCAGUGGUUGCCGGGGUUUGGGGGGAGGGAGGGGUGAAUAGGCAGAGCACAGAGGAUUGUUUAGGGCAGUGAAACUAUUCUGUAUGAUACUAUAACAGUUGAUAGAUGACAUUAUACGUUUGUCCAUACUUAGAGAAUGUACAACACAAAGAGUGAACCCUAAGGUAAACUAUGGACUUUGGGUGAUAAUGACGUGUCAGUGAAGGUUCAUCAGUUGUGACACAUGUACCACUCUGGUGAGAGAUGUUGAUCGUGGGGGAGGCUGUGCGAAUGUAGGGGUAAGUGGGUAUGGGAAAUUCCUGUACCUUCCUCUCAAUUAUGCUGUGAACCUAAAACUGCUGUAAAAGAUCAAGUCUGUUAAAAAAAAAAAUGAACGAGAAAGCUAAGUGGUUGAUAUUUCACCAACACUUACAUUGAGAAGGUGGUAAAAGGACAGGGCACUGGGCUAGAAAUCAGUGCACUAAGGAUAUGAGAUAAAUACCAGUGUUUUGCACUCUUGACAUAUGAACAACACCAGUGUGAACUUUUCAGAUGCUUAGACGCUGGGUUUCUGUAUCCUGUUCUUAGCACUUCAAUCCCCUCCAUGCUAGUUGCUGGGUUGCCUGAUUUCGCCUUUCUGUCAGUGCACCCAAACUCCCUGCCCCAACAAACAUUUUCCUGGGGGCUCCCCCCUCAGCACAUAUACCCAGUAAUCCAUUGGCAGAUGACAGAAAAAUUAGACAUACUUCUGAUGGUCAUCAAAAGGACUGGGCAAUAGCACUGGAUAUAUAAAAGAGAGAGAAACCCACAAAACUUGUUUCAGAAUUCAGAACAUGAAACCUCGGAAAGUAUGUCAGCUUAACAUACAAACAAAUAGCAGUAUGCUCUCUCCCUAUUCAGAUAGAAAACAAAAAAGAUUAUUUUGUUCCAUUUGGGAGAAGUUGAGUCCUAGAGGACUGGGGCCGGCCCCACAAAUGUUAAUAACAGACUAAGAUUACCGAAAGACACAGAGGAAAUCAUAGUGAACCAUUUUAUCUUCAGAUACAUUGAAGGAGAGUUAAUUGGGCAGAGGACAGCUUAGUAAUUUGCUUGAUAGAGAGUGACAUGAGAUGACAUUCUUCACUUGUGGGAGGGUGAUCAUUUACCUAGGUCCACCGCAAGAAUGUUGCGAGUGCCCCCUGUGGUUAUCCAGGGCUCACAAGCAUCAGGUGGGAACAGAAGGUGAGGGUUAUUCUAGCAGGUCUGGAGCAACUACUGGCAGCAGGGAGGAAUUUCGAGGGUGGUCUGGUGUGCCCCUGGGGCAGCAGUUCUCCAGAUACUGGUGUACGGUUUUCCUUGAUAGACCUUAGGAUUCUCCUACCCCUGCCAUAGAAGAGAAAGCAGACCCCUCUGGCACAUACCCCAGUACUGGAAAUAAAUGUACAUUGAUAGAAGAUUGGCCAAAUAAAGUAUGGUGCUCCUAGACAAGCCAUUAAAAAGGAAGAGGUACAUGCUUAUUUACUGACAUGAAAAGCUAUUUAUUAUGAAUUGAAAAAAAUUU